GCCAGUAUUAGACACUCCAGUGCGCGCAGCCCACUUGCAAAUCGAAGGAAAAUUCAUUACAAACUCCCCCACUAAUUCGAGGGCAAAGUGUAAAAUGCUGAGGGCGUGGCUGGCACGGCAGUCAAUGGCAGUCAAAUACUAGAAUCGUCGAGCCCACUAUUAAGCCGAGACAACUGGAAACUCCGCAUCUUCUCUUAUUUUCGAUUCGAUCCGUUAUAUCCAUUUGUGCUGCUCUAGUUUUGCGUCUCCGCUGCGAGGCCGAUAAGAUAACGCGCGUGGAGUGCACUGCGAAGAGGAAAUAACCCCAACAGAAAUCCACAGGCAUGGGGAGAAGCCUGCAGCUGGUCCUGCUGCUGCUGGUGUCGCUCCUAGCCAGCACCUUGGCCGUGUCCUGCCCCUGGCCAUGCCGCUGCACCUGGGUUGUGGACACUCUGUAUGCGGAUUGCUCGCGGAGGGGACUGCAGACGUACCCGGACUUUGACGGUGUGCCCGUGGAGCACUUGUAUCUGUCGGGAAACCAGUUCAGCCAGUUUCCCACACAGUAUGCGGACACGGACUCCCUGAUCUACCUAGAUCUGUCCAACAACCAGAUCUCCGCCCUCGAUGGCAAGGCCCUGAUAGGUUUCACCUCGCUGAGAACUCUGCUGCUGGCCAACAACUCCAUCACGCGAUGGAUAGAUCUGAGCCCCAGUGAGGCCUUCAAGUACGCGCCCAGUUUGAAGAGGCUUAGCCUGAACGGGAAUCAUUUGGGAAGUUUUGGCAGCGAGGAGAUGUACCAGCAGCUGAACAGCCAGUCGCUCACGGAACUGGAGAUGUCCUCGUGUGGCAUAUCCUCCCUGGGAGGCGACCAGCUGGUCAAUCAACUCCCCAAUCUGGAACGCCUGACUCUGUCCAACAACAGGCUGGUCCAGUUGGCGGCGCUUCCUUCGCGUAGCCUGAGGACGCUCGACCUGAGCAACUGCAGCAUUCAGCGUCUGUCCAGCCCCUUCCUCGAUUCCCUGCCCAAUUUGGAGGCCCUAAACCUAUCGAGAAACACGCAACUGCAGUUCGGCGUCCUGGACGAAGACCUCAUUUGGGCAUAUGAGUUGCGACGACUUGAUGUCUCCUACUGCAACCUCGAUCAGAUCGAUCUCAGCGGUCUGCCGGUGCUCACGGAGGUGCGACUGCGGGGCAAUCUUCUGCGCGUUGUGGAUGCCGAAACGUUUGCCAACAACACCAUGCUGGAGGUGCUCGAUCUCUCGGAGAAUGUUCUGCGCCUUAUUGGGCAGGAUGCCUUCAGCAACUUGCGGCGCCUGAAGGAGUUGAACUUGGCCUUCAAUGAGAUAGCCCGCCUCGACCGCAACUUCGUACGCAACAACGAUGUGCUCGUGGAGCUGAACCUCAGCCGGAAUGUUCUGCAAAAGCUGACCAGGAUCGUGUCCAACUCCUUGCGCACCAUUAACAUGAGCUGGUGCGAGAUCACCUCCAUUGAGAGCUCCUCCCUGUCCAGUCUCUCGGCCAUACAGAGGCUAGACUUGUCCAACAACCUGAUCAGUGACAUUCCCAGCAACAUGAGAUCGGCGACACUGCAGCAGCUGAACCUGGCCAACUGCAGGCUCUCUACAGUUCGAAACAAUACCUUCAGGGAGUUCCCCGAACUGGCGGAUCUCCACCUGAAUGGCAACCGACUGACCAGUCCCAUUCCUCCUUUAUAUUUCCGCGGCAACAAGUUCCUGGAUCAGCUCUGGCUCGGCGACAAUCCCUGGAUCUGUGAUUGCCAUAAUGAAUUGUUUGUGGAGUUCUACGACUUUCUGACGGCCAAGCCGGCCAAGAUCAAGGAUAAGAAUCACCUGCGCUGCGCAGCUCCAGCAAUUUUCUAUGGCAAGCUGUGGGAGUAUGCCUGCUCGGAUGUGUGGUUGGUGAAUGCCAGGAGCAGCAGCGGUGGAGAGAAGGCAUGGGGAAUCAUCAUGCUGACUCUGCUCCUGCUCGGCGGUCUGGUCCUCGGCUAUGCCUGCAUGCAAAAGUUCCUAAAGAAGCGCAAGCGGAAUCAGAAUCACAGGGAAUACGCCGAGAAUGACGACGAACUGCGUCGCAUACGAGACCUGAACGACCGCAUCCUUUUGGAGGAUGCCAGCCCGAGUCUGCAACAGGCACAACAGGAGAUCAGCCUACUGCCUUCCUACGAGGACGCCCUACGCAUGCCCAAGCUGGAGCGACCCGUCAAGUCGAUGGUGGAUCUCUCGGGACAGAACAGACCGCAGUCACGAAAGCUGCGUCGCUCUCAGACCCAGGCCGACGGCGAUGGCUCCCAGUCCGAGGGCGAGCAGGAACUGCAGCUGGACACGCGCCAGAGAUUCCGUAGCGUGGAGAUGCUCUCCAACCGGGACAAGGAACGGACGGCCCAGUACGGUCCCCGCAGGCGCACCGGCUACAUGGAGUACAACCAAUCGGGCAGUCGCCGCUUCAGCAUCGAGGACUCACGCUUCCCGGCGGCACACCUGAAGACCCAGAACCUGCAGAGCGCUGAGCAGAUUGGCAACUUCCAGAGCUACGAGAACAGCCCGUACACAAAGCGCAGGCCAAAGAUUGCCGAGAUCCCGCCCUUCAAGCGGAUCAACGUGAUGGGCGCCAGCGUGGAGUUCCUCACCGAUCCCGAGUACGACGAUUUGGGCAGCAAGCCGGGCAGUCCCUUUGCCAAGCGAAGGCCCAAGCUGCCCUCGCCACCCACCAUGAAGGUGAGCGCGCAGGUCUACACCAUGGAACCACAGCAAGAACAGAAUCCGGCAACAGCCCAGCUGGACCCGGCGAUCGAGGACUACUUUAGCUCCACCCAGAAGGCCGCCUCCUCGUCCACCAUCGCCAGCGACUUUCAGGAGCUGCUGGCUCCCGAACUGACCUCCCUGCCCGAUGACAAUCGAUCAAAUGUGUCCACCUCGGAUACCGCGCAGGACUUGGAGCGCGGGAAGCGCAAGAAGCGUAAGAACUCGGCCAGCACUAGACGCGUCUCUGGAAGCUUCUCCGCCGCCACGGCUGCCGAGAGUUCCAGUUCCAGUGACUCGGAGCGCAACGUCCAAGUACACAAGCCAAUGCGAGAGACUUUAUUCUAGACCCUAGAGCACCCAUUCCAUUCGUUAGUCAUCCCAGACCUGUUAGCUUAUCCAUAAGACUAUUUAAACGCACCGCGACACAAUUACAUACCAAAACAUACUUAUGUACAUUAA
Molecule: messenger RNA, 3200 nt
Organism: Drosophila subobscura
Lineage: Eukaryota; Metazoa; Arthropoda; Insecta; Diptera; Drosophilidae
Product: platelet glycoprotein V
Exons: 5
Coding region: 324-3086 (920 amino acids)
Molecular function (GO): protein binding
Source: RefSeq, a predicted model, not a curated record